This is a messenger RNA of Dictyostelium discoideum AX4, 450 nucleotides long. RefSeq lists its product as hypothetical. NCBI's taxonomy places the organism in Eukaryota, Evosea, Eumycetozoa, Dictyosteliales, Dictyosteliaceae. The transcript has a single exon. Bases 1 to 450 code for a protein of 149 amino acids. The record is from RefSeq and is a predicted model, not a curated record.
AUGACAGAGAUGAAACAUGAUCAAUCACAUUUUAUGAUGGAGACAUCAAGAGAUUUAUUUCAUACAUUUAAAGAGAUGGGCUAUGAUAGUGCAGAGAAGUCAUCUUAUCAAUCCAUUGAACCUGUCAUAUUAAAGUUUGAACCAAUCAUUCCAUACUUUGAUGCAAUUGUAAACUAUUAUAUCACCAUUUCAACACCACAACCAGAUGGCACCAAAACAACAAAGAAAUACUUUUCAACAAUCUUAUGGAGAGGCUCUUUCCCUGAAUUGGCUCCUGGUCAGAAAGACCCUUUAAUCGAUGAAAAGACUGUUGAUUUCGAAUCAAAACUAAUUUGGAAAGUUGGUAAAAUCUUUGUUCCAAAUGAGUUAUCUGAAGUUCAAACUGAUCGUUCAAAUAAAAGAUUAUUAAAAUCAAUUGAAAAUGAUUUAAAUAAAAUAAAAAAUAAAUAA